Molecule: messenger RNA, 1254 nt
Organism: Symbiodinium pilosum
Lineage: Eukaryota; Dinophyceae; Suessiales; Symbiodiniaceae
Source: the annotation of a GenBank genome assembly
AUGACUGCGGAUGGGUAUGUGCACUUGAAUUCGGCGGCGUCUUCCAGUCUUUCUGUCACUUCAUCCGACAUUGUCCUGGACAAGGAGGUUGAGGCGAAGUACUCAUUGCUGGAGAGGAUCGGUCGAGGAUCCAGCGGGAAGGUAUUCCGAGCGCAAUGUAGGAAGAGUGGCGAGGAGGUGGCUUUAAAAGUGAUGAGUGCAGCAAGCAAGGAGGUGUUGAAAACUCGCCGUGAGGAGUUUGAGGUCUUGCAGCAGCUGCAGCAUCCGAACAUAGUGCAAGGCUUGGACUUCUUCGGCACAGAGCACUUUGCAGUUAUCGCAUUAAGCUACCACGCAGGCAACACACUCUACAGAGCUGUGAGAGACUCGGAAUUGGGCCACUUUCUUGAAGACACCUCGCGACAUCUCUUCCGCAUGUUGCUCUCAGCGAUUGACUACCUGCACCAGCGCCGCAUCGUGCACCGAGAUGUGAAGGCAGACAACAUCCUGGUAUCAUAUGACCUCAUGGACCUGCACUUGCUCGACUUCAACACCGCUCGCUCGCUGACCGAAGGAGGCUCCCUCACCAUGACAGGCACCAUUGACUAUUCCGCGCCAGAGGUGCUGAAUGGAGAGUCUCCAUCGGAGCGUCAUGAUGUGUGGGGCGCAGGCCUGUGUCUCCACUGGAUGCUGCUUGGCAGGCUCCCGCGGUCUGCGUCGGGCUUCCCAAGUCUAUCAGACUUUGAAGAAGCCGUCCGGACAAACCCGGUGAAGUGCGAUGGGAUCGAGUGGACCGAGACAUCCGAGGACUGCAAGAACAUCAUCAGGCUCUGCCUCAGCAUCUCUAUGCAAGACCGGCCGGCACCAAUGGUACUGCUAUGUCUCCCAUGGUUGCAGGAGGAAGAAGAUCCCCCGAAGAUGCCAAGGCAGUCGACAUUCCCGAGCUGGUCAAGUCUAGAGACUGAUGAGCCGGAUUGGGACAUGUGGCCAAGCCUUGACGCGGAAAGCGUGCAACAAACACCAGUUUGGACUUCCUUUCACCGUUCAGAGGCUGAAGGCAAACAGCAUGAUUCCGUGCUUGCUGCCUUUCACCGCCUAGAUUGCGCGAGCAGGCAGCUUUCCCCAGUAGCAAAGCCCGGUUUUUUGGAAGACGAGAGCCGAGCGCCAGCCUUGGCCGCUUUCCAGCGUUUGGAUGCGGAGAGCCGGCAGGUGACCCCAUUAAAGCUCGCUCUUCAGAAACUUCAGAGCAGGGAGCUCCCUGAGUUGGGAAACUAA